Messenger RNA from Echinococcus granulosus, 966 nucleotides. Its product is annotated as EF-hand calcium-binding domain-containing protein. Lineage: Eukaryota; Metazoa; Platyhelminthes; Cestoda; Cyclophyllidea; Taeniidae. Bases 1 to 966 code for a protein of 321 amino acids. The record is from RefSeq and is a predicted model, not a curated record. The transcript has a single exon.
AUGCUGGGGGAAGGGAGACCCGUGUCCCUUUUGUCAGGCGACCCCAUAUUCAAACCCAUCCACCAACGCCCAGUCAAAUUAACGCUAGAUUUACCGGCAUUUACCGCUCCACGAACUCUCUCCACAUGUAAGCGUCGAAAACGCGUUUCUCCACAAAUUUUCGUUCGUGAUGUCAUCAAGAAUGCCGACGUAUCUGACGUGUUCCGCCAAUCCACCUGUGAUGAAGUAACCGCAAAAAAUAAGAAUGCCAUACAUAGAGUCAUCAAAAAGGUUCUUGGAGCCCCUAGUGUUUAUUUUGAUAAAACUGAAUUGAGCAUUAUCUUACAUAUGUAUCUUCAAUUAACGGGCCUAAAAAUGCGUGAAAUUUCAAAUGAGGAGAUGAAGGGCUUCUUGUACAGUACUCUGGGAAUUACCAACUUAUUUUCGUUAGAUGGUAUAUGUAGAGCAUCAACAAAAAUGAACAAUGGCCCACUAUCAACGACCAAACGAUACAUUUCUCCUUCCGCUUUCGUCCGUACACUUUCUAUCAUGCUAAGAGGAACAAUAGACGAUAGAGCGGAAUUGGCCUUUUAUGCGAUGGACAUAGAUUCGGAUGGAUUUUUGAGAAAGACAGUGGAGAUAAGACGGCUAUUGCAGGAUUCUUUUGAUACAUCAAUCUCUGCCCAGAAUGCGGAGAUUGAUCCCGACGAACCGGCAAGGGAUACAGCUAACUUUUUAUGUGAAAAAUUGAACUGCACCAUCACCUCACAUGUGUCGGUGCAGGAAUUCCGGGAGAAGUGUCAACGACAUCCCUGGAUUGUGGAAUGUCUCCUCCCGUGCAUACCCGCGGAGAGAGUGAACUACAUUUUUCAAAGUCUAUUCACAACCGGUGUCAACAUUCCGUCAAUUGAGAGUGCGGUCGAGCCUACACGACCGACGAUAAAGUGCGUUUCCGGCAGGAAGAGUACAUACUCAGUAAUAAAAUGA